CAUAAUGUUCCAUACACUGUAACUGGGAAGGGUGGCGUCUUCCUGUAAUCCAGCUUCUAGGAGGUUACUAAUCGUGGAUAUUUUUUAGGCAUGCACUGUGGAUUAACGUCAGCACGACAUAGUGUUCCAUACACACAAUGUCGCUCCAAACAUUGGGUAUCAAGAAAAAAAGUGUGGCUGAACCCAAUACAACCAGGGAAAAAGAUAGAGUCUGUCGUAAUUGGAAUGGCGGCACGAGGAUUUUUGAGGCCCCUCAAGGAUUACUCGCCUCCAAAAGACGCUGUGGAAAGGUGUGAAUCUAUCUGCAGUGAGUUACUUGGGCCGAAACUGGAUGAUACUACUCCAAUAACAGAACCUAAAACCAGGUUUGCUGUCCUCAACGAGUGCUACAAGCAGUUAAACCACUCUGUACCAAACUCCUUGUUGUACACUAUCACGACUGUAGAUAUUAUAAUAUCAUCCAGAAGAACUCCAACCUGUGGUAUUCCAGCUAAGAGUCUUUCCAUAUAUCUCUGGAAAAUACCUGGGCUGGAUGAUAUCCCAAAAGGUGAUCUGAAAUCAUUCUAUGCAACUCCAGUUUCUACAACAACUCCUCUAGACAAAAUGAAGACUAUGGACCUACCAGAGAAUCUUCAUGUUCAGUAUGAACCCAUCAGAUUUCAUCCAGAAACAGAUAGUCUAUUUGGUGGUCAGACAGCAUAUCCCAAGAGCUCUACGCUAGUCACUGGUCUACGAACAAAGAAGAAAUACCCUAGUUAUAUCAUACCUGACAACUACUUUAAGGAAUAAAAGCUAGUGUUUCAGUAUUUAUGUAUAUUAUUAGUUGUUUGCUGUUUUAAAUAAUAAAAUUUUCUAUCAUUU
This is a messenger RNA of Macrosteles quadrilineatus (aster leafhopper), 861 nucleotides long. It is a transcript of the gene mRpL50, whose product is annotated as 39S ribosomal protein L50, mitochondrial. Gene Ontology annotation, cellular component: mitochondrion; mitochondrial large ribosomal subunit. The coding region runs from base 91 to 789 and encodes 232 amino acids. The record is from RefSeq and is a predicted model, not a curated record. NCBI's taxonomy places the organism in Eukaryota, Metazoa, Arthropoda, Insecta, Hemiptera, Cicadellidae. The transcript is spliced from 6 exons.